Molecule: messenger RNA, 5210 nt
Organism: Esox lucius (northern pike)
Lineage: Eukaryota; Metazoa; Chordata; Actinopteri; Esociformes; Esocidae
Gene: alpk1
Product: alpha-kinase 1
Exons: 14
Coding region: 154-3441 (1095 amino acids)
Biological process (GO): protein phosphorylation
Molecular function (GO): protein serine/threonine kinase activity; ATP binding
Source: RefSeq, a predicted model, not a curated record
GCCCAUCCUCCAAAGUUCCAAAGUUCUGCCCAGCCAGGAAAAAAGGGAAACCGAGUGUCAGAUAGUAACCGUGCACCGAUGUUCCCGGGUAACUCUGUACAUCGGAUACCCCGUAGGAGUUAAGAGAGGCUGCUGGACGGUUAGGGAGGCACCAUGGACAGUCAGGAGGUGGCAGCCAUGUUGGAGGAUUGUCACAGGGCCGCUUCUGCAGCUGGGCUGGCAGUGGCCGAGUCCACAGAAGAAAAGCUCAACGUCCAGAAGUACAGAGAGUCCCUGCCUGGGGAGCUGAACAGUCUAUUGCAGGAAGCAGUGGAAAUGCGCUGGCCCUUUGUACCAGAGAAAUGGCAGUACAAGCAGUCAGUCGCCUCCCAGGACAAAGUCAACCUGAGUGACUUCAUCAGUCGGCAUCUACCGCAGCUACUGGCACUGCUGAAGGUGUCCAUCUUGACUGGGGAGCCCCAGUGGGCGGUGGCUGUGGUCUUCCUGGUGGAUCGGUUCCUUUACUGGACGGACGAGUCGAGCCGGCUGCUGAAGAUCACCAAGCUCCUGCACAGGCGCUACCCGGGAACGCCCAUCGCCCCCCAGCUGAUCAUACGACAGGCCAGGGUCUACCUCAACGACGGAAAACUGCAGAAGGCGGAGUUCAUACUGAGCAGUCUCAUCAACCGCAGCGGAACAACAGGUUGCUGGGUUUAUCACUCGGCCAGUGACCGGACCCUCAUACAGGCGGUCAGUGUGCAGGUGCGUGGACAGGUUCUACAGAAACUGGGACUGUGGCUGGAGGCCGCUGAGCUGAUCUGGGCCUCUCUGGUUGGCUAUUAUGCUCUGCCCCAGCCUGAUAAAAAGGGCAUUGGAACAUCCCUCGGUAUUCUGGCCAACAUUUUGGUGUCUAUGAACGAUCAAGACUUCCAUGUGUUCCAGAACAAUCCAGACUUCGACUUGCGGUGUUUCCUUGGUGACAGCAGCCAUCGUCUCCUCUCAGCAGCUGAGGCAGCUAAGAUGUCACUGGUCUACAGCCAGUACGUCAGGCUUUAUGUAUUGACCAGCGCCGUCACACAGGGAACCUGUUUGAUGUCCUACAGUUUCUCAGUGGAAUGUCCCACCUUGGAAAAGCGCUCCUUCCUCCUCCAGGCUAAAGAGGCCUUUGAGAUUGGCCUGCUCACCAAAACAGACAGCGACAUGGUCACUAGCAAACAGGAGCUCCACAGCUUCCUCAAGGCGGCCUACUCCCUGGCUGUCAUUCACAAGUGGCUGGGUACCCCCAAGGAGACAGUGGACCGGGCCAGAUUGUUAUGCAGGGAGUCUUUGGAGAAGUUCUAUGCCUACUGCCAGGGAGACAGCACUAAGAGAGACGCACUGUGCACUGAAAUUAUGAGUCUGAUAACCCGGGUAAAGAAUCUACUACGGGUCGAACCAUUCCUGAACUCGGACCAGGGGUCUUUCAUCCCAGAUAGCUACAGAGAAGUGGUGGAGGAGAGAGUGGUGCGGUUCACUCCAGAUGGUUUCUCCCGGGUGAUGGAGAGGUUCAGCCAGUAUCACGCCUCAGUGUGUGAGGCCUCUGAGGCGGGCUGUAGGAGGAAGUGUGAGGGGCCUCUUUCAGGUCUGUGUAUAACAGCCCUGGGGACCACAACAGAGCCUUACACGGAGUAUGCCACAGAGAGCGCCAAGUCCUUAAAAUCCACACAUAAAGACGAUUUACACCGAGACAAAGCAUCGAAUGCUGCUAUUCUGCCUUCAAAGUCCCCUCUGGAGCUGGAGGUCCUUACAACACUGGGUAGCACUGAGGAUGGACAAAGCUUUAGCUCGAGCAAAAACGAGGCCAAAUCACUGAUUAGCAGCCUCGGAUCCUCAUUUGAAAAAGUGUCCCUGAACAGCUCGGGGUUUUUUCUUGUCAGCAGUGGCAACAAAGAUUGGCGUGGUCAGAAUGAGGACGACGGGAAGUAUCUGUGUGGUCCAGACUGUCCCACCGAGUUCAGCGAAGAUGGGUUGGACAGUUGCUCGGAACGUAAAAGCAUGACCGGGGAAAGAAAUGGUCUCACUCAGGCUGGGUCACACUCUUCCCUGCGGGUCGCCCCCUCUUCCUCCGCCCACACAGGAAGUGGCGGCGAGCACUUCGAGAUGCUGGACGAGCAGAGCCUGAUCGAGACCUUGGAGACGGACGGACACGGCGCAGUGACACAUUCGGGGUCGGGGACUUCUUCCUUCGGCUCCCUCGGCGAAAGCUUCAGCUCCCAGUCGUCAUCGGAGAAACUGCCUCUGUACGACAGAGACGGUUUCAGGCAGAGACAGGCAGCGGUGCCGCAAAUAUGUUCUAAUGGCCCGGCUCCAGUGAGUGAACACAGGGGAUGUCUCUCCUCCGUCUCCCCCGAUGCGGAGACAGAAGAUGGCCCCGAAUCUAACUUUAUGGGGCCUGACCGCAAAGCAGCCCAUCAAAACGGACCACCACAGCUGGGACCCAGGGGCCUCAUCCCAGAGCCGUGUCUCUCCACAGAACUAGAAAGCUCAUUUGAGAUGAUAGAGAAAGAGGUGGUCAACAAUAAUGAACCAGCUGAAGAAAAGGGGCAGAUUUCUCAUCAACGUAACCCAUCGUGCUACACCUGUUUAAAGCACGGCAUCGUGGGUAGUGUAGUGCCUGAGCGACAGUACGUAUUAACAGACCAGGACUACACUGCCCUCCUGGCUGGAAUGUGUCAUGGCUGUCUGUUAAAGAGACUUCAGAGUGACAGGAAAUUCAAGCUUGGGAAGCAGAAAAGCGCCUACAGUGCUCUCCUGCUGAAGUACUCCAGGGCCGCUGGGCUGUGGGUCGCCAGGGAGACGUAUGUCUACAUCGGGGAGCCAAUAGGGAAAAAGGGCCAACAGAGAACGGCAUUAUGGGUACAGUUUCUACACCAGGAGGAGAGGCUGAGCAGUUAUGUAGGGAAGGAGUACUUAGAACCCAAGGGUAUCCAGUUCCAUCUGAAUGACGUGGAGAGACAGAUGACAGCCCAGUACUAUGUGACCGAGUUCAACAAGAGACUCUACAAGGAGAAAGUCACCGCUCAGAUCUUCUUCAUUCCGUCGGAGGUGUUGCUGAUCAUGGAGGGGGAUGAGGUGGUGGACUGUGUUACAGUGGAGCCUUACAUGUUGGGGGACUUUGUCAAACUCACCAACAACACUACGAAGGUGGACAAGCGUUUCAAGGCCUGGGAAUAUGGCGUAGCCUUCGGACACUUCACCUACCAGUUCUCUGGCUGCGAGGAGGUUGUCGUGGACCUGCAAGGUUGGGUGACUGCCAAUGGGAAGGGUCUGACGUACCUAACAGACCCCCAGAUCCACUCUCUCAGGACCCCGAAGGGUUCCACUAAUUUUGCUGAGAGGGGGAUCUGGUAUUUCCUGAAGGACCAGCAUGGAUCAAAUUGCAAUGAUAUAUGUAACCUACUGUCACUGGACAAACUGCAGUAACAUGCCGUGAAACCAGUCAAUGUCCAAUCAAGUGUGUGUGUGUGUGUUUCUGACAUAACUAUAUAACAGAGACAAAAAUGUCCGCAAACUGUAGUUAAAACAGAAAAAGGUCACCAAAAGGCAUUACCAGUUAAGUUUACAUUAAGGCUAGGUUACAUGUUAUUGUGGUUAGGUGGAGGUUACAGUAGGGGUUAUGAUUAAAAGUAGGAUUUUAACUUUAGUGUCCCCAUAUAGAUAGUAAAUAAGUAAAUAUGUGUGGUUGUGUAUAUGUUUACUAGGACUCUAUGACAACUCCCAAACAACAUUGUUUUUGCCCCAAAUUAUGUGCAUUGCAAUCCCCUACUACAAUGCAAAAUGCACAUUCUGAUCUAUUAGACCUGAGCUGAUCUAGUGGUAAGACAGCAUUGUCAUGGAACACAUUGAAUAGCAUGUGAUCUAAUUUGGGGAAAUGAAAAUUGGACCAACCCCAAAACCAUUUACCAACCCAACCUCAGAAAACUGUUUAAAUUGAAGCUUAUAAGUAGGAAAAUCUCAUUGUCUACAGGUUUUUAAAUUGUCACAGAUUUUUUUAUAAAUCGUAAUAAAAGGUGUACCAUGCAGACGCGUGUGAAUUUGUGAAUUAGUUUUUUGCAUGUCCCACUUUUCCUGAAGCACCCCGGGAGAGAAGGUUCACAACCAGGGGAUUUUGGAAUAUUUUUUAUCAAACAGACAUACUAUAAAAGGGCAGAAUCAUGUACAUGAGACACACUCACUGGCUACUUUUUUAGGAACACUUGCUUGCUGGAUUGGGGUUCAAUUCCAUAAAGGAGAACAUUGUACACGAAUGGACACAUUUUAGUUAAGUUUGGUAUUAUAAUCCUGUCUUGUUACAUGAGACGGUCUGAGCAAAAGGCUUGAUAGCCGAAGCAAAAAAAAAAAUGGCGAAAGAGCACAUCUUGUCCCUCGGCGGAAGUUAAAUCAUGUUGACAGCGAUUAAUUGGUGAGUGUUGUACUGCAGGGUUCCUGGAUAGAAGUUUCAUCCAUUUUAAGAACAUGUCCUAAAUGGUACAUUUGUGUAGAACCACUAGUAGGGUCAUUCUACUGGAUCAAAAUAAUUUUUUAACGACCACAUUAGGUAAUCUAGGGAAAGUGCAUUAGGUAAUCUAGGGAAAGUGCAUUAGGUAAUCUAGGGAAAGUGCACUAUGUUGAAGAGAAGCCUAAGCUUUAAAAAUAUAUUCUGGUUGGGUGUGAAGCCAGACAUGACUUUACAGUGACCCUACAUUCUGUUGAAAGCAAUCAAACGGGACAUAUGUGUAAGUUCUGUCUCCAGCUCGCCUUAGACCACAGCACCAAUCUCCUGAACGCAGCUCAGCCCCGAGAUCACAAUCACCAGAAUUCUAAUCACCUGUUCCUCAUUAGUAACCACUGUUUAGUUCCGUUUUUUGCACGUUUUUCUUUGUGAGGCAUUGUUUGUGCCGUCAUGACUUUACUAAGCCUUUCUUGAAGUACGAUGCAACAUUAGUGUACCGACCUGUUUGCUUUAGACUCUAAUUCCUAGCUUGAUUCCUUACCUAUCAUGGCUGUUGCUUCUAGCCUGACCCUCCUGCACUUUUGCCUGACCUUUGUUUAUUCCCUGUGUAUGACCUUCUGCCUGCUGUUUGACCCUGGUACCAGCCUCCUCCUAUGGUACAUUAUUGAAUAAACACCUGCUGCACCCUGCGCUUGAAACCAGCACUUCCUCUCCCAUUGUAUUCAUUACAAUAUGAAAAGCCAAAAUGCAGCUGGGUUUU